Molecule: messenger RNA, 789 nt
Organism: Closterium sp. Naga37s-1
Lineage: Eukaryota; Viridiplantae; Streptophyta; Zygnematophyceae; Desmidiales; Closteriaceae
Source: the annotation of a GenBank genome assembly
AUGGCCACGAUACGGCGGUGUCAUCUAUUCUACCUCCUCACAGCCGCAGCGCUCGUUGCGACAGCAAUUGCAGGGAAUCCGUCUACAACGUCCCCAGGCCCCGUCGCAGAGCAGCUCAAUUCCGCCGGCUUCUCGGGAUUCGUCAAGCUCCUCGAAUCCGCUGAUUUACUCCCCACGAUCCACGACAAAUUAAAGACGGGCGACAUGACCCUCUUCGUCCCGACGAACGAGGCUCUCAUGUAUCAGAUCUCCCCCGCGAUGCUCGCUUUUCUGAAAGCCCCGCGGAAUAAAGCCCUGCUCCGGCAGGUGCUGAUGUUCCACAUCGUCUCAGAGCACAUUUCGGCGUUUCAGUGGGACGGCAAGCACACAUCCAUGGAGGGCUCUCCCGUGGAGCUGCGUAUGGACGCGCUCGCGUUUUACGCGGCGAAUAACCCGGUGAAGCAGUACAACGCGAUCACGCUUGAAGAGGGCGCAGUGGUGCACUCGAUCAAGGGGCUGCUCAUUCCGCCAACAGCGGAGAGCUUGCUCGCUGACAUUAAGAGCGACGCCGACCAGGAAGGGCGACGUAUUCUUAGCGGCGGUGUGGCCGCUCCGCCGUCGUCUCCCCCGCCGCCUCCUCCCAUCACUACCGUGCCCGUGACCGUCGAGGCUCCGCCGUUUCCUUCUCCGCCCCCUCCUCCGCCUUCUUACCCUGGCGGUCCCCCGAUGAAGCCGUCAACGAGAUUCACCGCCAGCGUCCAAUGGAUUACAACAAUCGGGGGUGCCAUGCUGCUGGCGCUACUUCUGUAG